This is a messenger RNA of Bicyclus anynana (squinting bush brown), 11117 nucleotides long. RefSeq lists its product as uncharacterized. The record is from RefSeq and is a predicted model, not a curated record. Gene Ontology annotation, biological process: trans, trans-farnesyl diphosphate biosynthetic process. The coding region runs from base 157 to 2487 and encodes 776 amino acids. Lineage: Eukaryota; Metazoa; Arthropoda; Insecta; Lepidoptera; Nymphalidae. Gene Ontology annotation, molecular function: dimethylallyltranstransferase activity; (2E,6E)-farnesyl diphosphate synthase activity. The transcript has 11 exons. Gene Ontology annotation, cellular component: cytoplasm.
ACAAAAGGUAUCAAUCAGUCGGUCACAAGUAGUCGUUGUGAUCGGGCGUCUACGUGACUUACUUCAAUUACAACUUUGCUCUCAUCAAUUGAAGCAUCAAAUAUAACUAUUGUUCACUUAUAAUUUACAAAGAGAAAUAAAUUUAUAUAAUUCAACAUGUUUUCUACAAAGAAAAGUGUAGAGAAAUUCUUGCAUUUGUACAAAAAUGAGCUGCGUCGGCACAUCAGCAAGACAACCAGUGUAACAAAUUCGGAUGCAAUGGUACCCAGAUUGGACCAAAGCAACGUCACAUUGAAGCAAAACGAUGAUGCGGGAUCUAAGAGGUUGCUGAAGUUGCAGAAAUAUCACAGAUUCCUGUCGACCCUCACAUCUCAGCAAAUGCCACUGGCAGCCCGUGGACUGGCCGUCUCCAAAGACCAGUCCCGGGAGUUCAUGGCUUGCUUCCCGGACAUCGUGAGGGACCUGACUGAAACUGGCAAGCAUAUUGACGUGCCUGAAGCCAGCAAGUGGUUGGCCAAGUUGCUUCAAUACACUGUUCCAAAUGGAAAAAAAAACCGCGGAUUGGCAACCGUUCUUGCUUACAAAAUGUUGGAAAAGCAAGAUAAUUUGACACCGGAAAACAUUCAUCUAGCGAACAUCAUGGGAUGGUGCACAGAAAUGUUCCACACACACCAAAUGCUGGCCAUCGACAUGAUGGAGGGUGCUGAGAUGCGGCGCGGGGUUCCGUGCUGGCACCGGCAGCCCAACGUUGGGCUGGGCGGCAUCAACGACCUGGCGCUGGUCAACGCGGCCAUGUGUUCCACACUCAAGAGAUACUUCUCCAACAAGCCCUACUAUAAGAACGUACUGGAGAUGUUUAAUGAGAUGUUGGUGAAAUGUUCGAUCGGCCAUUACCUAGAGUUGCAAAUGAAAAAGACGGACAAGCCGGAUCUAUCGCUGUUUACAAUGGACAAAUACGAGGCGAUUACGAAGUACAAGACGUCAUACUACACGUUCCAAAUGCCGGUCGGACUCGCUCUCCUGAUGGCGGGAGUGGACGACCCAGAGACACAUAGACAGGCAAAGACAAUUUUGUUGGAGAUGGGCGAGUUCUUCCAAAUUCAAGAUGACUUCCUUGAUUGCUUCGGGGAUCCGGCAGUAACCGGGAAGACUGGAACGGAUAUUCAAGACGGUAAAUGCACCUGGUUAGCAGUAGUUGCUCUACAGAGAGCGACCUUCGCGCAGCGGCAACUCAUGGAAGAGCAUUAUGCCAGCACAAAACCUGAAGAUGUCCAGAAAAUCAAGGACCUGUACGAAGAACUACAAUUACCUCACACAUACUCUGUAUACGAAGAGGCGACUUACGACCUCCUUAGAACACAAAUACAGCAAGUCACCAGAGGUCUACCUCAUGAUUUUGUUCCACAACAGCAGAGCUAUAAGAUGUCAACGAAUGCCUCCAUAUCGGAGAUGCAGAGAGAAAGAGAAACUUUUCAAGAUUUUCUACCAGGCCUCAUCGACACCUUGAUGACACAGUCAAAGUUUGCUGACAUUCCUGAAGUAGCAGUGUGGACGAAAGAGGUAUUGCUUUACAAUUUGCAAGGAGGCAAAAAGACCAGAGGCCUCACCGCGACAUACGCAUAUGAAACUUUGGAAAGGCCGGAAAAUAUAACUGAGGAAACUCUCAAAGUCAGCCGAGCUAUGGGUUGGUGCGUUGAAAUGCUGCACGCGUACUUUUUGGUGAUGGACGACAUAAUGGACGGUUCGACGAAGCGACGCGGCAUGCCGUGCUGGCAUCUGAGACCCGACGUAGGGCUGGGAGCGAUAAACGACUCCAUACUAAUAAACGCCUCUAUAUACGAGACCUUGAACAAGAACUGUGGACACUUGCCGCUGUACCGGAACAUUGUGGACCUUUUUAAUGAGGCCAUUCUAUAUACAUCGGUGGGACAACACCUCGACUAUACGAUGGCGCAUCGCAACAAAAACGACUAUAGUCUAUUCACCAUAGAGAGAUACAGCUCUAUAGUGAAGUACAAGACUGCGUACUACUCGUACAAACUGCCCGUGUGUCUCGGACUGUUGCUCGCCAAUAACGCCGACCAAGAAACGCAUAAGAGGGCGGAAGAGAUCUGCUUGCAGAUUGGACAUUUAUACCAAAUGCAGGAUGACUUCAUCGAUUGCUUCGGCGUGGAAAAGGUGACGGGCAAAAUCGGCACCGACAUCCAAGAAGGUAAAUGUUCUUGGCUAGCCGUUCAAGCAUUGCAACGGUGUUCGCCGAAUCAACGGAAAGUGUUCGUCGCGUGCUACGGAAGCUCCGAACCAGCGCAUAUAGAACGAAUCAAGCAAUUGUACAACGAUUUAGAACUACCCGCGAUUUACCAAGCCGAGGAGAGGGCGCGGUACGAUUCAGUUGUUCACAGUGUGAGAAAUCUCGCUGAAAUAGCGUGUAUGCCACCGGAUUUGUUCCUCAAACUUCUCGAUAUGAUUUACGAAAGAAAGAAUUAGAUUAUUAUUAUAUAAUACGUUCAAAGUACAGUCUGAAUGUAAUAUAGCUAUGUUAUAUUAUUAAAUAAUGUUUAAUUUAUUCGUUUAUUUUAUCGUAUAUAGCAGCGUUUCCCAACCUUUUUCAGCCACGGACCCCUAGGAAAUCAAGCACAGUUUUCAUGUACCCCCUUAAUAAAAUAAACAGUGUCCCGGUCAUAGCCCGAGCAACACAAACUAGUCACAAGUAAUUUCAUGAGUGGAAUAGAGUUGUUUAGUACUUCAAAUAUUACUUCACAUGUAGUGUGCGAAGGCAGAGGUAAACAAAAUAAAAAAACAUAUGCAAGCAAGUUUGCAUCAUUUCUAAUAUCUGUGCUCUCAUCAGAAAAGAAAAAAAUCUGCUCGCUUUAAGUAAGCGUAGCGUUUACGGGAUAUUAGCAUUUAUGUAUGAUCCAGAGAUGACACCGCGGACCCCCAUACACAUACUCGCAGACCCCCAGGGGUCCGCGGACCAAAGGUUGGGAAACUAUGGUAUAGAGUACACAGUAAGUGUUGCCGCACACGGGCCACACGCGACAGCCACAAACGCCGCUAUAAGAAGCAUGAAGGGGCUGCAAAAGUAGCUGAAUCGCGUAACAGCCACUUGUGGUCGGUGGCUGCUACUUUUUUAACACGUUCGAUGGAACUUUAUGUGGUACGGUACGAACCGUACCACAUAAAGUUUUAGUAUGAGGUCAAAAAACCUCGUAACACAACAGAGGAAAAUACAGAAAAAUCAGUGCCGCAGCGAACGUAUUAACCCAUAUAUGCAGUAUCAUAAUGGCGCGAGUGGCGUGUGGCAGCGUUUAGUGGCCGGUGCGGGCCACAAAAAGCGAGCAGUGACUGUAGCGUGUGGCGGCCACCGGCGUCAACCGUGUGCGGCGAGUCCAUAUAAAAUGUAUGAAGACUACAGGAUAUAUACCGGUAGCGGCGUUUUGUGGUUGUGGCCGGUAACCCGUGUGCGGGAGCCCUAAGUACUACGUUGUCAGUCACGUUGAAAAAGUGCCACAGCAACGUGGCUUAUCCAAUGUCAUAAAGCACUCUCCACACACAGCAAUAAUUUUUGCGACAAUAUUCGCGGAGACGUAGCGGAGCUUGUAGCCCAAAACUGGCGUAAAACGACCUUACUUAGACUUAGUAAAACUAUAGGCGAAUAUUUCGCCACAUAUCGUGGUGACUCUAAUAACCGUCUCGUGUUUCGUAGGGAGAAAACUCCAUUAGAAUGCAGAUUCUGUGUGUAUGACGAUUAAAUUGUGCAGUACGUAAAGCCGGGUAGGCUUUAUUGUCGUUUCUUCUUGCUAUUGUAACAAGGACGAUCACGUAAUGCAAUGCAUGGAAAGAUGCUAUAAAUGAUUAUUUUAUCGUAAUCCAACAAACAUCAAUAUUUCAUUUUUUAUUUAUAAGUUUGUUCAAUUGAUUUAUGUUUCUUCAUCGCAAGUAACAGAAAGUAAUGUCAUAAAUCAAGUGACGGUCUUAUUCACUGAAAAAUAAAGUCUUCUUUACUACUUACUACUUUUACUGUUACUUUAGCACCCCCGGUGACGCCGUAGUGGUUCCGCAGGGAGCUAUCGGCACCUACUCAGACAGGGAAAAAAAAAUGUUACUUUAGCUUUACAUGAAGAAACUGGCUGUUAGACAUAAUAUUGAUAAGUUUUACUUGGACAGCGAAAUAUCUUUAAAAUAAGUUUACAUUAUUCAAUGGCAAAGUCAAUAUUCUCUAGUCGAACAUCUUCUGUAUGCGACCAACAAUAUACGAUGCUACGAUUAUAUACUCGUACCUAUAACAAUAUACGAUGAUAUACCUACUCGUACUUAUCUAAUCGAAUCUAACAUAAGAGAACUGGACAAAAUGUCAACCAAUAGUGGCGAAGUAGUCCCAGUCACAUCUCUUUCACCUUAACCUAACAAAUAAGAUAGCUAUAUUUUCGGUUGCGCUUUGCUAUUGGUUAACAUUUUGUCUAUUACUCUUCAUGUUUGGUCGCAUGUUAGGCAUACAGACGAAGCUGAUUUAAUUACUUGAAUUUCUGAAAAGGAAAGAUAAAGGAAUUUUUUCAAAGGAAGAACUAUACACAUGUAUAUUACAAAAGUGUAUUAUUAUCUCCUUACCUGUUUACAUUUUUACAUAUAAGUACAGAUAUAUUAUAUUAACGACACAUUAAUAAUAAUUAGUUUGUCUCCAUAAAAUACAUAAAAAAUAUAAGUACAUCCAGUUAAAAAAUAAAAUUGCAUAUCAUGUCAUGCAAUGGACAUCCAUUGCUGAACAACGGCCUCUAUUAGGGACUUCCAAACAACAUGAGCCGCCAGUAUCACACGUCUAUACUUGCAACCCGCUUGGUAUUCGGUCAUCAUGGGUGGGUAAUCCGGGGUCAACAUUCUAGCACAUUAUAUAACUAGAAUAUAAUUCCAAUGUAUGUUAUUUUUUUUUUUAAUUUUUGUCGACCUUUCAGUUGCUCUAAAACCAUACCAUGUAUAAAUAAUACAAGCACAUAAAACGCGCACUUUGUUGUACACCGGCCUACGGCCAGGGCUUUGUGAUAGGGCCUCAAACCAUGGCUUCGGCUGGGCAUUCUAAACGCGCAACUUCCGGCCGCGCACCGGCAUUUUAUCCAAGCACAAAAAACGCGCGGCCUCCGGCCGUUCAUGUUUGGAGUUCUAUUUUUGUAAAAUAAUUAGUGGACUAUUUAUUAUAUACAAAACAUGCGAAUAGAUAGUAAAGUGUACAUCGAUUUUCACGCGGUCGAAGUCGCAGGCAGCUGCUAGUAAAUAAUAAUAUCGAAUCCUAGCAGCGGAAAUUGUCUUAGAUCAGAGUCUGAAAUGUUCGAGAAUCUAUCAAUUCUGGUACGUUUGAUUCAAAGCGCAUCUUACUUUACUUAAGACGAGUUCGUACUUCGCACUUAAGUGCUACAUUAUUAAACAAAUAAAUAAUAAAGCCUCGAGACUGGCAACGAUCAUUGAUACUAAUAGAGUUAAGAUAGCACCUUGAACUAUAGGAAAAACCCUGCAACAAAAUUGCUCGACACACGUGAAUAUUACUACUUAUUAGCCUUUUAAUGAAAGGAAACCUAUAUUUUUUUUUUCUAAAAUAUAAAGUAAACCCAAUCUAUGUCGAUUACCAGAUUCCUUACCACAAUACAAGUCCCUAUAUUCAUUAUUAUUUAAGAAUCAUUUAUGAAUCCCGCCCUUGAUCAAAACCAGAGGUUCCUAAACUUUUUUUUCUCAUAGACCACUUUCUAAUUUAACUGGUUCCGGUGGAUCCCCUGCUAAUUUUCUAUACAUAACUCAACAAAAAAAGUGAUUAGAUUCACUUAUGCAAAUUUUCAUUUCAGCUGAAUCAACAGCCACCACGAAAUAACAGUUUUUAAAAAAAAGUAAGAAUUCAUUAAUUAAUUGAUUGUGCUGUGAGUAGGGUGAUUGUGGGAACAGUGGGUCACCCUUUUUUCCGAGUCAUAUAUCUCAAAAACCAUAAAAGCUGUCGAUGUCAAACUUUAGUGGAAGAAACAUAGACUAAUUGGCUGCGUUUCGGUAUACAAAUAUAUGUAUUAUACUUAAUAGUUUUUGAAAAAUAUAUAUUUUUUUCAAAAAUGGCUUUUGAUCCACUGUGUCCUUUAUAGUGUAUACAGUGAGUCAGUUUUCAGGUCACAGUGGGUCAGUUGGGUGUUUAACUUAAAAUAAAAGGUAAUAUUUUUUAUAUAUGUAUAAAAACUGUAUUAAGACUUUGUUUAACAUAUUAUUAAUCCUUUAAUAUUAUGUCAAACAGAUUUUUUUAAAUGUAGUAUUCUUAACUAGUCAACCAAAAGUCUUCAUAUGUAAAAUGUCAAAGUAAAUGAAGUUCUUCUUCUUUAUAAACAAAUAUAGGUACUUAUAAUAUUCAUUCAUUCAAAUAUAACCAACAUAAAAACCACAUUCUAAAUUUUAAACAAAAUAAAUGACUCUUAGCUUCGAGACUUUUUACUUUAGCCAUUUAACAAUUUAAAAGCACUUUCGUUUUUUACCUAACCUAUAAAUCACAAUUGAGAUCUUUGUAAUAACAUUAUUAUCAGCAAAACAUAAAAUUAAAUAAAAACCUUUAUAACAAACAAACUAACGGAUAUCAAUUUGAGAACAUAAGAGCGCAAUUUUGAUAAUACUCCUUUAAUGCUUGUUCUUGCUUAUCCGCGAAAACUCUGUUAACUCUGGUACAAGUCUCACAUUUUCAGGACUUGUGGUUGUGGACUUGUGAUGCUUUAACUUUGGCUGCAUAACGUUGUAACGUCGAAAAUGGAAUUUUCUGUUCUCUAGCAACAGCAAGUAUUUUUUUCCCUGAUUUGACAUCUUGAAGAGCUUUUUACAUAUCUUCUUCGGUAUGAUUACCUAUUUUCCUACAUAACAGGCGUUUCUUUGGCAUUCUGUAAAAUAAAAUUACAAUACGUAGAUGCUAAGUUGAUGGUGUUACGUCCUUUGCCCUGGAGAGCACGUUAAGCCAUCGAUCCCAAUAUUAUAUAGAAAUAGAAGAACCUCGCAGUUCUAAUUCCCAUAGGAAAAAGGUGAUAAUAUAAAGCCUAUUUUACUCCCUGAUAAUGUAGCUUUCUAUUGAAAGAAUUUUUCAAAUCGGUCUAGUAGUUUGUGAGUUUAUUUGUUACCUACGAAAAUACAAAUCUUUCCACUUUAAAAUAUUAGUAUAGAAUAUAGAUUAUUUCAAUAGGUCCACAGUGGGUCGACUCACUGUGCCCACUUUGGAAACGACUCACUGUGUACCACCCACGCCAUUUUAAUUUAACAACGCAAUAACAGAAUACUUCACUGAGAAAGCUAGCUCAAUUUACUAUCAAAUGAGACCUUAAUAAGUACUUAAAACAUAAAAACUUUAACUAACUUCUAACAUUUAUAACUAUGGAAGAAAUAAAAAUUAAAACUUACGUAUUUUUUUUACUUUUGCAGUCACAAAACACAAACUAAUUUCUGUACCGUAUAAAACGCUUCCUAGCGAUCCACUGGCAAGCUUGGCGUGAGUCAUGUUGGAGCGCGAAUAUAAUGUGAAAGAGACGCAACUAUAGACCGUCUCUUUUUCACCAAUAUAUUGCCGACCAAGUGUUCCCACAUGACCCACUGUAGCCACAAUGACCCUAAAUGACAAAAGUAAUAUUGUACAGGCAAAAAGUAAUAUCACCCAACUUUUAUUUAUAUCUACGCACAGCACAAGAAAUCAAUUUACAAUAAUUAAUUUUAUUUAAAAACUUCCCAUUUGGUUGCAUAAACCAGAUAAAUUUUCGUGGACCCCCGCUUACGAAUAGUGAACCCCUAUUUUUAAGGCACUUCAACGUAGACCCCUUGAGGCCCUCGACCACUUUGGGAAUCGAUGAUCUAAAGUAGUAGCUUCUUAUAAUAUGGUGAGGGUUGAAGUCAUAGUACAAUGUCCGAAACGCCUAAUAUUUAAAUAGCCAAAGCGAAUUUAAAGCGAUUUGUUUAAUUAUAUGGUAACUUUAAAAUAUCUACGGUUUAAGGUUCGACUUAAUGAUAUGUAACUAUUUACGUGAUUGGGUUUUAUCAUAUUUUACUUUCAACGUAAGCAGCUUGUAAUUUUAGGAUACAUUUGUAGGUAUACAAUAUUUAUACAUUUGUAGGCACACAAAUAUUUUAUAGGCGAAAAUUUUGUGUGUAAGUGUGUAUGUUUGUUUCUCCAUUGUGCUGCGGCUACUGAAGCGAUUUGGCUGAAAUUUGGAAUGGAAAUAGAUGUUACUCUGGAUAAACACAUCAAAAAUCUUCGUUUUUCAUAAAUCGUUCGCAAAUUCAGUUUUUCAUAAAUCUCGCGGGAACCAUGGAUUUUUCCGGGAUAAGGCACGCAUGAUGCUCAAUAACCUUCUCUGUUUACCUGUAAAAGUCCCGUUUAAAUCGGUUCAGCAGAUCCAGCGACUAGCCCGGACAAUCUGACGAAAAUUUUAAAAAAGCUUGAUUACAUUAGUACCCACCGUGUAAAUAACAUAAACACUUGAGAAAACAGUUAUCUUGAAAUCACAGACGGACACUUCAAUUUUAUAUGUACCUAUAUAUGUAUUGAUAGGUAGAAUACAAUGCAUACACGUAGAUUCCAAAUAUGAAAAAUAUAAUAGUAUCAAAAAUUGCUGAAUGUACAAAAAUAAAAUCCAUGUCUUUGGCCGACACAACUUUUCACUUGACUUUAGCACGAUCAUUUAUAAGUAUGCCAUUUAGUAUGAACUUGACGAGUCACUCUACAACUUAGAUUAGGGACGCGUUCCUAUAACAUCAAUAUUUUAUAAAUGAACUUUCUCUUUGAUGUUAGCAUACUUCGACGGAAGAAUUCGACAAAAUUAAAGUUAGUUCUAACACUAAAAUAAUGUAGUGUUUUCCUGGAGUUUUUAAAACACACAAAAAUAUAUUAGUACGUUCGCUAUCAACCCAUAUUCGACUCACUGCUGAGCUCGACUCUCUUCUCAGAAUGGGUUAGGCCAUAGUCCAACACGCUGGCCUAAUGCGGAUUGGCAGACUUCAUACACGCAGAGAAUUAGAAAUAAAAAUUCUCUGGUAUGCAGGUUUCCUCACGAUGCUUUCCUUCACCGUUUCAGACACGUGAUAUUUAAUUUCAUAAAAUGCACACUACUGCAAAGUUGGAAGUGCAUGUCCCGGACCAGAUUCGAACCCACACCCUCCGGGACCGGAGGCAGUGGUUAUAUCCACUGGGCUAUUACAUAUCUUAAAAAUCUAUACUAAUAUAAUAAAGCUGAAGAGUUUAUUUGUUUGUUUGAUUGAACGCGCUAAUCUCUGGAACUACUGGUCCGAUUUGAAAAAUUCUUUCAGUGUUAGAUAGCCCAUUUAUGGAGGAAGGCUAUAGGCUAUAUAUUAUCCCUGUAUUCCUACGGGAACGGGAACCACGCGGGUGAAACCGCGCGACGUCAGCUAGUAUGAAUAUUAAAAUAUAUUACCAUUAGGUAUUAUGUAAGUAGGUAAUAUUUAUGUGCGUUUUGUUUUUUGCACACAAAAAUAUAACCUACUUACUUUAUUAUGUAGCUAAUAUAUUUCUGCAUUCAUUUAUUCAUAAAGUAUUCUAUAUUUUAGCCAAAAACAAUGGACAUUUUCUAGAAACUUUCGAGGCAAACGCCUUGACAUUAUGGAAGUCUGAGCUUGAACUUGCUUGAACCAACGGUCUGCGACAUCUGCGGGUUGUAAACAAAUCGAUUAAAUAUAUUAAAAACUUUGCAGUUUUAUUUUGUAAUUUAUUUUUUGUACACAAUAACAGAAUUUAAAUUUAUUUUUAAAUUUCAAGAAAAAUAUAAAGACUGAAUACCUGUAGUGUUUAUUUUUCUAAUAAAUUAACGACAAACUAAAAAUUGCGGACGUCAUGUUUUUGAAUACCUACUUAAUCUCGCAAGAGAUAGGUAAGUAUUCAAGAAAUAGCACAAAUGUUAAAAUAUUGACACAUUAAUAUUUUUAAAUCUUGGGUUUCUUUACCUCGGAGGCACACUCAUUUUCGAAAAAGAGAAUUUACUAGUAAAACCUAGUAUUAUUUUACUAAUGAAAAUUUUAAUUUACUAGUAAAAACUAGUAAGUUCACGGGUAGAAGUAGGUUAUACUAUAUGUAUGUACUAUAUACUAUAUGUAGGAUACGGGGUUUUACAAGUAUAUUUUAUAUUCGUAAGAGUACCUACGUACAUAUGUAUAAUUAUUAUAUUUUUUGGCAAUAAUUUCUAUAUUGGUGUUAUACAGGAUGUUUCGUACGAUUUCGAUUUAGUUUUUGAUAAAGAACCCUAAAGUUAUGGGACAUGUUAAAUUCACAUCCUGUAUAAAUUAACCGACCUGUUUUGGCAGUAAGAACGAAUGUCUAAAAAAUUAACAUUAUUUAUUUAUUUGAUAAAUUGUUUUCACUGUUAAAUUAAUUACUUUCAAAUGUUUGAGAUGGUAAAUUGGGUCUUUUACUGCUCUUUAGUACAUAAGGAUUUAUAUUAACAAUGAAUGUAAUGUAAUUAAAUAUACCUACUUAUUGUUAUGUUAUUUGUUUAUUUUACUACCGUUAGAGCUUGUUCACACGUCAUGCAUCCUUCAUGGACUAAUCAUAUUCAUUACAACGAAUAGAAGUUCACAUUUUUACUGAAUCGUGAUAUACCUACCUAACCUUGUACUAUUUGUCGACAAUGACAAUAAAGCUGGCCCCAUACAUUCAUUUUCCGUGUUCGGAAAUCCGAAUGCAUGAUAAAAAUAUAAAAUACAUUGACGCAUACUUGCGUUUUUUUCCGUACGGAACUAAUUCCGCGCGUACGUAACUUACGAUCGGAAUAAGGGCCCGCAUACGUUACGUAUGCGUGGAAUUUGUUCCGUUGAUGUUUGUUGUGCGUCAGUUAAUGUAUGUAUAUCGAUUUCAUUUUCCGAACACGAAAAACGGAUUCUGAAAAAAACGUGUAUUUACUACAGCAUCAAGUGACUCGACAGUCUCAUAAAUUCAGAUACGACUGUCAAAAUAUCAAGUUGUAUAAAUCACGAUUUGGUAAAAAAAUAUACGUUGAUGUGUGAACACGCCUUUAGAAUAAUAAGUAUUUGGCGUAAUAGUUUUGUUCUUUUAUAUGUGAACGGGAGUGGUAAUUAAAUUUAUUGGACAUUAUCUAAAAAAAAUAAAUCGUUUAAAUAUU